GCAUAUUAACUAACUACUCCUCACUACUACUGCGUACUAUCCUGUGUGGUGACAUCUCUGGUUUUUGUAUCGUUGGUAUCAUUAGGAAAGCCAUCUAUGCAUUCCUUUUAAUCAGAUUCUCAUCCCUACGAGGAUUGCAGGGCCUGGCUUGAGAUGGAUAAUAUUCAAGAGCCCCGCGCUUCUCGCCUUUUCGAACGCCUGUCGCAACUCUCCAGUUACACGUGGGAUCGUUCCAUCGAGCCUUACUACUCGACCUACGACCACUGGCAUAUUUUUGGCCAUCGACAUUCCACUGAAUAUGACUCUUCAGCUUCGACGACAACCCCUUCGGGGUCGUCGUUGCUGGCUCGCAGCUCUCCAAGAAUCCGAAUGCGAGCAUCGCCUCCUUCCGCGCAUAGCGAAUCCAAUGCUGGAUGCCAAACCUUGGUUCCAGUUGUAGCUCGUGUGUCAACUCAUGUUCUGAGAUUGGAACGAGAAUUUCGUCUUCUCAAAUCAAUGGCACGAGCUUCCGAUCCGCAAAAUAAUCAUCACACCAUCAUUCCAAUCGAAUUAAUUCGGCUGUCGGAUGAUUCUGAAGACGCCGACCCUCUCAUCGCGUCCAUUUUUGAGUCUCCUGGCCCGAACAUACUGCCCAAAUGUAUACCGCUCAACUCCUCCUUCUUCUCGGCUAUGGGAGAAUGCGGUGAGGGAGCCCAGACUCCCAUUGCAGUAUUUCUCGACUUUGCCAUUAACGCGUGUGAUUGCCUGCAACACCUUCACCACGGACAGAAAAUAAUCCACGGCGAAAUUCGGGGUGAUACGUUCCAUUUUAACCACGUAACCGGUGUUGUGAAACUCUUCCACAGCGGAAACGGCGCAGGAUCGUUUGAUAAUAUCCUUGGUGGCGGCUGGGGUUCAUUUUCUAAAGAUCCGGCAGUUAGAAACAAAUUACAGUUUAUUGCUCCCGAACAGACCGGCCGGUUACCUGCAGAGCCAGAUAGCCGAGCAGACAUCUAUGCCCUUGGCAUUCUUUUUUGGAUGAUGCUCGUUGGUAAGCCCGCCUUUGGUGGCACUGAUCCAGUCGACAUCGUCCAGAGUGUCCUGGGCAACAGGCUGCCAACGGUUACUUCGCAACGGAUGGACGUUCCUGACGCCAUAUCGGACGUGAUUCUGAAAAUGACACGCAAAUCUGCCGCUGAACGGUAUCAUACGGGUUCAUCGGUAAAACGGGACCUCUCACAGAUUCGUCAAUUGCUCGAAAGUGGUAACAUUGAUGAUUUAAAAACCUUGCAGAUAGCACAGCAUAAUCCCUCAUCCUUCUUCACCUUACCUUCGCAUAUGUUCGGUCGGAGUUCAGAAUUUAAUACAAUUAUCGACGUCGUCAAGAAAGUAAGUUCCUAUCAAGAGCUUAUGUUGGCAAAGGCGACUGUCCAGAAUUCAAGUGGGUUGUACACACUUGACUCGAAUUCCUCCAUAAGCGGAAGCUAUCUUGAGAACGUGGAAGUCGAUUCCGUUUCCUCCAGCUCUGGCUCUACUACGCUGAAGACUAAAUCGGGAAGCCGUUCCAAUCAAGCCAAGCUCACUGUUUCUCAAGACUCUCAUUCUACCAAGGAAAUUCCGGACAACCACAUACCUAGAAACUCCAACAUGCAUGGUCAUGUAGAUCCGUUGAAUUCUCUACGCAAAAAUUGGGUUGCACAAAGCUUUCGUCGCAAUGGCAGGUGUGAAGUUAUUACAAUAACAGGUGAAAUGGGAAUAGGUAAAACCGAUCUGCUGAACCGUAUACAACCAGCCGUUCGAGAAGUGGGAUACGUUUCUAUGGCUCGCCUUGAUCCAGCUCAAAAAAUACCUUUCGAGCCCUUUAGAGGCAUCCUUGCCAGUCUCCUCAGUCAGAUCUUUUCUGAAGAUGAUGUAACAACUGAAUAUCACAGUUGCGUUCGUGCAUCUUUGCAACCAAUAUGGCCAACGUUUCGUAAGGUUCUUGAACUACCUGAACAUCUUCUUUCACUAGGUAGGCAAACUGUUCGACCGGAAUCUCUGAACGUCUCGGCGACUCCACAAAUUUCAUCGACCAACGGAGAGCUACACAGAAGUGAACUUCAUUCAGAUUCAGGUUCAGACAAUAACCCAAGCCAAAGCGAUUUCUUCCUUUCCAAUGCCGCCUCCAAGAACUUGCGAUUGACGGAGACGUUUCUUCGGAUCCUCCGAAUUUUAUCCCAGUACAAAAUGAUCUGCAUAUGCAUAGACGAUAUUCAUUUUGCGGAUGAUGAGUCCCUUGAAGUAAUCCUCAACAUCGUGAAGGCGAGACAUUCUUGUGUAUUGAUACUCUCUGGCCGCCCGUCCGAGCUCAGAUCUGAAGGUAUUAAGUCACUUUUUGAGAUAGGGACUCCCAGAGUUACCAGGAUUGUCCUGAAUCCCUUGGAAGAGGAUGAAAUCAUGGGUUAUGUGGCAACCACAAUGCAUCAAGACCCGAAUUCGAGUGUGAAACCCCUCGUAGCUGUCAUUCAGGAGAAAAGUCGAGGGAAUCCAUACUACAUGCGGAUCAUAUUAAGUACAUGCUAUAAGAAGAACUAUAUCUGGUUCUCCGGAAAGAAUAACCGAUGGGAAUUUGACUUGAAUCAGAUAUUUACCGAAUUUUUAACCUCUUCAGCUGGAGAAGAACUCGGCUCCUCCUUCCUUCAAAGAAGUUUAGAAAAACUUCCUGCUCCAGCGCGUGCGAUUUUAGUCUGGGGCUCUCUUUUGGGUACUACUUUUUCGUUUUCUUUGUUGCAGAAAGUCUUGACCAGUCCAUUACUAUCCCUCGAUGCGGAAAGUAAUGGCCAAGGUAAUGGGAACUCCUCUUGUAUAGAUCUUGUCAGGCGGUCGGAGGCAGAUUUAGUGGAUGGGUUACAAUUUCUCCUUCAGGAACAUAUUAUCGUUCCCUGGGAGACAGAUGAUAAAUUUCGAUUUGUCCAUGAUAGACUGGUACAAGUUGCACCCACUCUCAAGGAAAGUGAUACGGUGGAGAGAAUGCACUUCAUUAUUACCGAGGCCAUGAUAAAAUCGGCACCUGAUUCCGAAAGUCGUUAUGCAUUGGGACAUCAUAUCGCCCUUGCGUCACGUCUGAUAGAGGAAUCCGUUGCUAGUAGAAUUGAGUAUAGAAGGGUUCUAUGGGACGCCGCGCAACUUGCUGCUCAUACUGGUGCUGGGUCAACUGCUUUAUGGCUCUUCCGUCAUUGUCUCAACCUUCUUCAGGCCAAUCCUUGGGAUGCCAACGCCCCGGACGUGGAUUUGAAUGAGACUUUAUCAUUACAUGUAGCUGCUGCGGAAGCUUUCUGGUCUCAGGGUCGCGUCGAGCAGUCCAAGAAAUUGCUCAAUCAGGUGUUUUUGAAUUCCACGAGCCCGAUACACAGGUCCCGGGCAUGGGUGGUAAAAGCAAAAAUACACUCACAAAAUGGGAACCACCGCCAAGCGAUGGAAUCGUUACUUACGUGCCUGGAUGAGCUUGGUGUCCAUUUGCGGGAGCCUACAACCUUCGAGCAAUGUGAUGUUGAAUACGAGAAGUUGAAAGCUUGCAUUGACGUGAACUUUUACCCAACAGUCGUCCAAGAGGACGUCAACAUGAGCACAAUUGGAACUGUGAUGGCUGAUGCAAUGGUAGUAACUUAUUGGGACGAUGCGUUGGCCUUCUAUCGAAUGGCAAUUGAGAUGGUUAAACUACACGUCGAUCGUGGUGGUUUUAUCCACGUCAUCAUCGGCUGUGCUCAUUUGGCAAUGGUUGCUUUUAGUCGAUUCCGGGACUUCGAUACAGCAGUGAGACUCAGCGAUUUGGCACAAAGCCUCGCCGAUAGUUGCACAGACACAUGGCUCAAACAUAGGGCUGCCAUGAUACACAACCUGUUCGUGAGUCACUUAAGAGUCUCGAUGGAAUCAUCUCUGCCUGUCCUUGAAACUUUAAUUGAAUCAUCACUGUUGUCUGGCGAUCCUUAUGUCACAUUAAUGAGCUUGUCGUCGAUGGCAAUGACUCGACUGUAUUUGGGACACGACAUGGCGCAGUUAGAGAUGUUUUGCGAUGAAAGUCCUAUGGAUAUCCCAGAGUGGCCCAGUGACACUCGCGCGGGUGCCACCAUAAUUGGCGUGCGGCAAGUUACGCGGAGCUUGCAAGGAAAAACUGCGUGGCAGAGUGCUGAGGAUGUCAUGUCAGAUGAUAAUCAUGAAUCAUAUGAGUUUAUAGCGUUCUUAGAAAGCCACGCGAGUAACCCUGAUCGCCCUCGCAAUAUUUAUCAUGGACUAUCGAUGAUCCCUCUCUAUGUGUUCGGACAUCAUCUGAAGGCCAUUGAGGUAGGCAAGUCCUUACUGGACACUGUUCCCAGCUUAUGGUCAAUUCGAGUGAGAUAUGCCGCAAUAUUUUACUUGGCACUCUCUUUGCUCACGGUCAGACUUCAAAAUACCAUGGAAGAUGCCCAAGAGGAUCUGCAGACUGUGCUCGAACUCAAGGACGAGAUCGACUUUGCACAAAGAGCGUGUAACGCAAAUUACGGCAUGUGGUCAUUAUUACUAGACGCAUUGAUCUACGAAGUCCGUAGUGAUACCACUUCUGCUCUUCAGGCGUAUGAAGCAGCUCUCGAUCACUGUCAUAUUCACGGAUGGCCCCUUGAGGAAGCUCUUACUCUCGAGCUGCAAGGCGAAUUCUUUAUUCGACGUGGUAUCAAAAGGGUGGCGUGUUCAGUGAUACAGGAAGCUAUUACCGCAUGGUCUGCAAUUAGUGCCACUGGGAAGGCGGCACAAGUUGCUGAAAAACAUGAGUGGCUGCUCAAAACCAUUAAAUCCUUGAAAAAUGUCGACGUUGGGUGCCAAACGCUAGAAGAGGAACUUGCAGUUAAUCCUACGGCCACACAAGACAUAGCGGAAUCGCAUAAUAUCAUUGAGCACGAUAAGCAGCAACUCUGGAUUGCGAAGAAGAGAAAAGCUCAAAGCGAUCGACUUCUGGAUAUUUCAAGUGUUGGCCUAGAUAUCAUUGAUUUGUCCAUAAUCCUGGAAUCAAGCCAGGUCAUGUCCUCUGAACUACGAAUACACAAACUCCUCACAAGGAUGGUUGAGAUCUUACUGGAAGCAUGCAACGGCGCUAAUCUAGCGAUCAUAGCGAAAGAUUUUGAGGGCAUUGGAUUCGCAGUUGCUGCAGUAGGGGACCUCGAACACGGGAACAGCUCAUAUGUUGAUGGUUUACCAUUCUCUGAGAUGAAGGACAAUAUUGCCCAGCAUGUCUCGCACUACGUCAUACGAACAAACGAGGUCGUCCUCAUUCAAAACAUCCUAGAAGACGACCGCUUCCCUAAUGUCACUGACACUUACAAGACGAAAUAUCCUCUGGGCAGAUCUGUGAUUGCAUUACCCAUAUUACACAUGGAUAAUCUUAUAGGCGUCAUUCAGAUCGAAGGCAGCCCGUCCUCUUUCACUCAGAGAAAUGUUGUUGUCUUAGAGUUGCUUUGCAGCCAGAUCGGCAUUUCCCUUGCAAACGCCAUGCUUUUCCACGAAGUCAAUAAAAUAUCCGCUUCUAACGUAACGAUGAUUGAAGUGCAAAAGCGUGCGCUUGUUCAAGCUCGUCAAGCUGAAGAAAUGGCCAGGAUUGCUGAAGCGGAAGCCAUCCAUAAUAUCAAGUUGAAAGAAGAAGCAGCAAACGCAAAGUCCACUUUCCUCGCCAACAUAUCUCAUGAUCUACGCACCCCAAUGAAUGGAAUUAUAGGUCUUUCUGAGCUAUUGAGAGAAACGAAUUUAAGUAAGGACCAAGGCGAAUAUAUGGAGUCAAUUCGGAUUUGCGCAGACACUCUUCUAGCAUUGAUCAACGACAUAUUGGAUUUCUCGAAACUUGAAGUGGGGAAAAUGAAACUGUCAAUAGUAUCUAUGAAUUUGAAAGAUACUAUAUCUGAGGUAGUGCAGGCACUAUUCCAUGCUAAUCGGGACAACAAGUUGGAAACAGUUGAGAAUCUGGACCAAAUUCCUCCAGAUCUGGUGGUUCUCGGCGAUCCUGUUCGACUACAUCAAAUCAUUAUGAAUCUUCUCAGCAAUAGCUACAAGUUCACACCCAAUGGAUCCGUCAGCAUCAGUGGCAAAGUAACCCGAGCAGGAAAACGACGAAUUCGUCUGGAAUGCUCAGUAUCUGAUACCGGGAUUGGAAUUUCCGAUGAACAAAAGUCACGAUUGUUCAAACCUUUUUCUCAAGCCGACAGCUCUACGGCAAGGUCGUACGGAGGAAGUGGUCUUGGCCUGAGUAUUUGUAAGGCGAUUAUCGAAGACGUCCUCGGUGGAACAAUCUCGCUUGAAUCCACUUUAGGAGUGGGCACAACUGUUACCUUCCACAUACCCUUUCACAAGGCUCCCAGAUUCACCAGGGAAAGAGAUCAAUUGCCGCUGCUGAUCACCACAACUGAGGCCGCAAGCGAGCGAGAGAUUCAGGAAUUACCACAAUCAAUGAUCCGCGACCUCAAAGUGAUCCCCCGCGGUCAAAUUCGGGUUUGCAUUGCUGAAGAUAAUCUCAUAAACCAAAAGAUUGCUGUCAAGCUCGUUACUAGCCUAGGGCUACAGUGUGAAGCUUACAGUGACGGUCGACAGGCUGUUGAUGCUGUGCGAAUGCAUUCCAAUGAGGGCAAACCCUUCCACAUGGUGCUAAUGGAUGUGCAAAUGCCCGUUAUGGACGGAUACGAUGCCACUCGUGAACUACGCAAUGACCCAGAUCCCGACGUGAAGGAGGUCUUGGUAAUCGCCUUAACUGCAAGUACAAUCGAGGGCGACCGAGAGAAGUGCUUUCAUGUUGGAAUGAACAACUAUCUUUCCAAACCAGUCAAACUAGCUACGCUGAGAGGAAUGUUGGGCAAUUAUGUCUCGGUGAUGUCUUGACACGGUCCGGUUUGAUUUGGGUGGGAACAGUCCAAGGAAAUCCGAGCAAGAGGAGCAUGGGGAGAUGUCAAGACUCCGGAAACAAAUGACCAUUAUGUACGAUACCAACGAAACGUUACGUCGCGAAAUAACCCAAGCAACCAGGGGACAAGAUGUGGUGGUGGUGAUGGUGAUUGACAUAUAUUGCUCAACUCCGAUAAAAUUUCAAUGCUGUGUGUGGUAUGAAGGCUGGACCUGUUCUGGAGUUUGUUAGAAUUAAUUGUGUGAUAACAUCUGGAAUGUUUUUAUAAUGAUCUUUCCUUGUUGUGAAUAUAUGUGUUUUUUCCGUCAGAAGUAUUGCAGUUUUGUAAUUGCAAAUACAUGUAUAGCCUAACAUACAGGAUGGCUUAAUAGGGAAUUAUUUGAUGUGAAUUUAGUUCAGACUGGCUGCUG
Molecule: messenger RNA, 7284 nt
Organism: Talaromyces stipitatus ATCC 10500
Lineage: Eukaryota; Fungi; Ascomycota; Eurotiomycetes; Eurotiales; Trichocomaceae
Product: sensor histidine kinase, putative
Exons: 3
Coding region: 154-6852 (2232 amino acids)
Biological process (GO): protein autophosphorylation; phosphorelay signal transduction system
Molecular function (GO): histidine phosphotransfer kinase activity; ATP binding; protein binding
Source: RefSeq, a predicted model, not a curated record